This is a messenger RNA of Alternaria atra, 1422 nucleotides long. RefSeq lists its product as uncharacterized. Gene Ontology annotation, biological process: meiotic cell cycle; positive regulation of transcription by RNA polymerase II. The coding region runs from base 1 to 1422 and encodes 473 amino acids. The record is from RefSeq and is a predicted model, not a curated record. Gene Ontology annotation, molecular function: DNA-binding transcription factor activity; DNA binding. Gene Ontology annotation, cellular component: nuclear chromosome. NCBI's taxonomy places the organism in Eukaryota, Fungi, Ascomycota, Dothideomycetes, Pleosporales, Pleosporaceae. The transcript has a single exon.
AUGGGUUCGUCGGCUAGGGACAACUAUACAACUGGAACGCCUGGUGUGCCUAGAUACCACAACGCUCUGUCCUCUCGCACCGACCUCCCUCGAUACAAUCCCCAGCCCGACACUCCUAGGAGCGUACAUCAAACUACUAUGCCUCUGACAUACAAUGGUGCCUAUCAUGCCACUACUUAUGCCACACCUACCAGCUCACCCGAAACACCACCCUUCAACGCACAAGAGACGUGGGGCAAUAUUACCUGUGAAGGUAACUCGGUGACACCCAGUAUUGACGCCAAGAUUGAAAAGGGAUUCUUCUAUUCUGGUGAUCGUGUAUGGACCUGCUACCGAAGGAACUAUUUUUCGGUCAAUGUGUCGUUCCAACUUUCGCCCUGGAUUGCCAACGCACGGUUGUAUCUCGAACAGGGGGGUAAACCGGCGGAGCAGAUACAAUCCAUGGCCGUGUCCCUCGCCGCUGCUGUGGAUGGUUCCACGGGAAAGACUAUUGAGUUGAUCCAACAUACACCGAAGCGCGAUAAGGGCCCGCAGCUGGCUAUGAAGAAAGAGCUACUAGCACCAACGCCUCCAGGAAAAAGUCAGGAACAUGGUGGGUAUGGGCUGAGCAACUUUCAUCAAACCUCGACCGUGACCGGCCCUCAACUCCCUUUACAAAGCGAAAGUGACUCGUCAUCACAAUUUUCCCCUACGAGCCACGCUAGCAGCAAUUAUCAGCAUUCUUUCGAACGUAUACAGUUCAAGUCAGCCACGGCAAACAAUGGCAAACGCCGAGCCCAACAGCAAUACUAUCACCUGAUCGUGGAGCUGUGGGCGAACGUGCAGGCCCUUCGAGAGUCUGAGCCCCGUUGGGUGAAGAUUGCAGCUCGGCUGUCGUCUCCAGUCGUUGUCCGUGGAAGAUCACCUAGUCACUACCAGAACGAGGGCCCACAUAAUGCCGGUACUUCAAGAGGUGCACCUGGUUCUGGUCUCAGUGGAGGCGGUCAUCACGGGCUAGACUCGACUGGUCGAACAUCCUAUUCGGCCUGGAACAACGGUAUGUCAGGUGGUAGCGCAACUGGGAUGGGCGGUAGCAUGUAUCGUGGCAAUACGUACUCUCUCGACCCAAGCCCUGCCGGCAGCCAUUCGGUUAGCUCGGCGAGCUCUUUGAGUGGGGGCCCUGUUGAAGGCAUUGCUAGCGAAAACCACAUGGCCGAAGACGAUGACACGAAGAUGAUGGAUGCACCCCAGGAUUACUCCUACUACCCCGCGUCCAUCUACGAGUCGAUACCACCGAAGCUCGAAAGCACUCUGCCACCACCUGAUCGCAGAAUCAAGGACGAGUAUCCUACUGCGGGCUGGCACAUUGGGGGCUGUGGUAGAUUUCAAGGCAUGGAGAGUAGUCGCGGAUAUUAUCCCGACGUACAAGCCCAUACGUAUUGA